Molecule: messenger RNA, 7247 nt
Organism: Alligator mississippiensis (American alligator)
Lineage: Eukaryota; Metazoa; Chordata; Crocodylia; Alligatoridae
Gene: MOCS1
Product: molybdenum cofactor synthesis 1
Exons: 11
Coding region: 23-2104 (693 amino acids)
Biological process (GO): Mo-molybdopterin cofactor biosynthetic process
Molecular function (GO): GTP 3',8'-cyclase activity; 4 iron, 4 sulfur cluster binding; cyclic pyranopterin monophosphate synthase activity
Source: RefSeq, a predicted model, not a curated record
CAGGGCAGGGCAGCGCGGGGCCAUGGCAGCGGCCGCGGCGCGGCUGGGGCGCGGGGGCCUUCUGGCGCGGCGGUGGGUUCGUGCCCGGCCGGCCAGGGGCUGCAGCUCGGGGGUGCCCGUGAGGCGGCAGCAGCAGCCGCUGCAGACACCCUGUUCCCCGGCUCAGGAAUUGUCAAGCACAAGGAGAAAAGGUUUCCUGAUGGAACAUGCGGCCCCUUUCUCUGCUUUCCUGACUGACCGCUUUGGACGUCAGCACAACUACUUGCGGAUCUCCCUGACUGAGAAAUGCAACCUCAGAUGUCAGUACUGUAUGCCAGAGGAGGGUGUUCAUCUGACUCCCAAAUCCGAGCUGCUUACUACUCACGAGAUUAUCACCCUUGCCAGACUCUUCGUAAAGGAAGGCGUGGAUAAGAUUCGACUAACUGGUGGAGAACCACUCAUCCGGCCUGAUGUGGUUGAUAUUGUGGCUCAACUGUACAAGAUAGAAGGGAUAAAAACCAUUGCUGUCACAACAAAUGGGAUUAACUUGGCCAGGCUGCUGCCCCGGCUGAAGGAGGCUGGUCUGGAUGCCAUUAACAUCAGCUUGGAUACUCUGGUUCCAGCCAAAUUUGAGUUCAUUGUCCGGAGGAAAGGCUUUCACAAGGUGAUGGAAGGAAUUCACAAAGCCAUUGAACUUGGGUACAAUCCAGUCAAGGUGAACUGCGUAGUGAUGAGAGGUCUCAAUGAAGAUGAGCUGCUGGACUUUGUGGACCUCACAAAGAAUCUGCCCCUAGAUGUACGGUUCAUAGAGUACAUGCCCUUUGACGGCAACAAGUGGAACUUUAAGAAGAUGGUGAGCUAUAAGGAGAUGUUGGACACAAUCAAGCAGAGGUGGCCUGAGUUGGAGAAACUGCCCUGUGAGGCCUCCAGCACAGCAAAGGCUUACAAGGUGCCAGAUUUCCAGGGACAGGUUAGCUUUAUCACCUCCAUGUCAGAGCACUUCUGUGGAACCUGCAAUCGACUGAGGAUAACAGCAGAUGGGAACCUGAAGGUGUGCCUUUUUGGGAACUCGGAAGUGUCUUUGAGAGAUCAUCUGCGGGUAGGCUCCUCGGAGGAUGAAUUGGUUGAGAUCAUUGGAGCAGCAGUGGGCAGAAAAAAGAAACAGCAUGCUGGCAUGUUUAACAUUUCCCAAAUGAAGAACCGACCAAUGAUCCUGAUCGAGAAAGCAUUGAGUCCAUCCCCACUACUCCGAGUUGCCCUGCAGAAUGCCCCCAGUUCAAAGCAAUGGGGCCACAGCAGACAUAGCCACUGGCUGACUCCAGGAGUAAGUUUAUUAAAACAGAUGAAAAAAGUAUUUAAGAAAAAUGUGUUUACAGGACAGCUUGCCUUGCCAGCAUCUCACCCAGAGCAACAGCAGCUUGUGGCAGGAAUUCAGCAAGCUCAGCUGAGAGGCAGUUGCAUUGUCCGAAGGAACUUGAGCUCCAGCUUAAACAUGAAGUGCCUUAGGACAGAAACUCCUUCCAUUAAGCACACUGGCCAAAUUGUUGUGGACUCCAGAGGUGCUGCCAGAAAUCAGUCAGAAGAGAAGGGUCCAGGGUCUGAAGCCAAUACCCGUCAUUCUGGUUUUUGUGCCAGUGUACAAGGUGCCUCUGAUCAUCUGACUCACACUGACCAGGAAGGACGGGCCGCUAUGGUAGAUGUUGGAGGGAAGCUAGAUUCCAAAAGGACUGCAGUGGCCACUGCUGUGGUUCGACUGGGUCAGAAGGCAUUUGGGAUGGUGGUUCAGAACCAGCUGAAGAAAGGAGAUGUGCUAGCAGUAGCCCAAAUUGCAGGGAUUCAGGGAGCCAAGCUGACCAGCCAGCUGAUCCCGUUGUGCCACAACAUCCCACUAAACCUUGUGGAAGUCUCUCUGAGCCUGGAUGAGAGCAGGUAUGCAGUGGUGAUCCAGACACGCUGCUGCACCCAAGGAAAGACGGGUGUGGAAAUGGAAGCCCUGACAGCUGCCAGCCUGGCUUCCCUGACUGUGUAUGAUAUGUGCAAAGCAGUCUCUCAUGGUAUAGUCAUUGAAGAGGUGAAGUUGUUGAGCAAGACAGGAGGGCAGAGGGGAGACUUCCAGCGAGCUUAGUCCAUAGGCAUUGGAUAACACCACUGGGAGGUCUGGCCCUCUGUGCCCGCCUGCACUAGGCUUGGCAAAAAUGCCAGCAGACACCACCUGAAAGACGUGACUUCAUCUCUGUAUUGCCUAAUCAUCUCAGUGACAAGCUGGGAAUUAUGGAACUACUAUCUUUUUGCCUCAAUGAAUUGGUUUUGAGUUUGGUUUUCAGUUGAGAGCUUGACAGCCAGGUUUAAGAGGUUUCCAGGUCAGACCACAACCAGAUUUUGGCACUCCUGCUGAUAUUGCCAGCAGGGGUGCCAAGAAUCCAGUUAGGUUAUGGAGACUGAGCUUUACUCUCACUGCUCUCAAGCAUCAGGGAAGCUUGCAUGCUUCCUGUAAUCAUGCUAUGUGUAUAUUCACAUCUCCAGGGCGCUCACUAUCUUGGCACUUUUCUUCAAUGCUAAAUUCACUUGACAAAUUUAAUAUUAUUAUUGUAAUAAUACCUUGGAUUAAGGGCUAUGACAGAAGAGCGGUCCCUCCUUCUCCCCACAGAGGUUAAACUGAGGAGUAACUUCAGAAAGAGACAAUGGGAGCAGUUCAAGAGACAUGACAACAAGCAAAGAUUUUAAUAAUGUGCAUAGACUUAUCACCCGACAAUACAUACCAGUGAUGGGAUGGGAGCCUAGCUUGCUUGUGACCUGAAAUCAUAGCUGUUUAUUGACUUGUGGGGGGAAAAAAAUGCUGGCAGGCAUCUCAGCCCAGCCCUAAUCUUAAGUGCAUUGUGAAGUAUGAUGCAAAAGAGAGGGAAUUUUUGGCCCUCCCAACACUGAUUUGCACAUCCUGCCCUGUUUCAUUACAGGUCCCAAGCCUUCUCCCUGUCUGGUUUUGAAUUCUCCCUGCAACUGAGUCAUUUCAGAAAGGGUAAUAGGUCUAUUUAUGUCCCUUCAGGGUCUUGAAGGAAAACCAUGUUGAGGGUAUGUCAGGUUUAUUCUGCUAAACAUUUUCAAAGCAACAUUAAGCAUGACCAAAAACAGGUAGCCUUGACACAUGUCUCAAAAGAGCCAUCAGAUUGACUCUGUUUAAACUAGUUGGUGCAUACUGCUGUGUACACAGGCUUAUAGACUAUGGCCUCAAACCUGUUGGUUCUAGUGGGAGUUGCACUCAGAUUGUCAGAUAUUUAAGUGUGCAAGCCCAAGGACCUGAAUAGCUUCCAUGUAAACACUCAAAAACAGAAGUAUAUGCCCUAGCUCAACAUGUGCUGCACAUGAAUAAACUGAGGGGUUUAUUGCUCCCAGGCGCACAUUCAAACCAUGUGCCUGGGAGCAAUUUAUUCAUACGCUGUAAUUGUGCAUGUAAACACGCACUGUGCCUUCCACCAACUGACCAUUCCUUUUGACAAAUGGGGAAGUAAACAUCCUUUUGUUGUUUAACUUUUCAAAGAGAGAAAUCCUGUUAUUUCUCAAAGGAUAAACAGUUAAAGAAGUUUCAAGUAGCCAUUUAAAUUUUUAACAAAAGCACUUACAAUACAACCGUAACAGUUGGUAAUAGUGUCACAACAUUUUACUUUUCUGAAUAGCCCCUAGAUCCUAAAGGUAUGUGAGGAGGUGAGAAUCUGCACCUUUAUAUACAAGUCCCUAGCUCUCCUGGGUCAUGCUGCCAAUUUAACAAGGUAAACACAUUAAGAAUGCUUUAAGAAAAAAUACCUUUUCAAAUAUUUGGAGUUGAUAAUACUGAGUAUUUGAAACUGCCUCUUUUCUAUGAAUUAACAAAAAUAACACUCAAUUUUUUAAUAUAUUAAAACAGAUUUGUUCUGUUUUACCCAUAUGAACAAUAUUUCCUCCUUUACUUAGCUGUCAUGAUUUAAGUUCAGGAUUCUUUCUUCUGCUACAGUUGAUGUUAAGUAGCCACUGCAGACCAAUGGGUUUAGCUCUGUGCUUGCUUAGGGUUGGACAAACAUGCAUUUUAGCCACUUUAACAGGGGAGGGAGAAUUGAUGCUUGGAAGCAUGCAGUAGCUGUUGUUGUAAGUGUUUGGUCUAUGUGCUCCUACAAGGAUGCAAGUAAACUGAAUCCUCUGGAAGCUGGAUCAGUUUUGCUACUCUUACAUUGCUACAGAAUCAUGCAGGUAUAAUAGUUGCAUCAUAACAGAUGUAACAAUUGUACUGAUUAUCAAAGGAUAGCGAUACAAACUGUCUAUAUCAGGGGUUCCCAAAGUUUUUAUGCUGCAGCCUGGCAAACUGUAGCCCAGCAGUUGCAGCUGACCAUGGCCAGAAUUUCUGGCCAGAAGACGGGUAAGAAUACCCCUGUCCUGGGGGCGGGCCAAACCCUGCGCUGCCGUGGGCCACGUGGAAGGAGCUGCAACUUCACCUGGUUCUGGGGGCUGCAGUUUGCAGAUCCGCGGCCACAUCUGGUCCGGCUGCCGACCAUGCUUCAGGCCAGCAGCCGGGCUGCAGCCUAGGGAUUGAGAACCCCUGGUCUAUACCCUUGUAUACUAGUGACAUCCUCUUUCUAGAGAAAGAUGGGUAGGUCCCCUAAACUUCUAUGUAGCCUUUCACCUUCAUAAAACUACUGGGGGGAAGGUGGGGGGGGGGGGAGGGAGGAGAAGCAAUAAUUAUACAAAGUCCAUAAUGGCACCACUGCAAAAAGUUUCUGAUAAACUCUUCAGUAACAAUGAUAACUGGCUACUCCAGUUGCUUCUAACACUUCUACAUUUUAACUUGCUAUCCAGUAUCAAUUUUAAUACAGAAGUAACCUGCAAGGUCUGAUUAAACCAUACUUAGAUUAUGUUAAGUCCCACGGCUUGCACAUGCAUACACAUUCCCACACAUGCACAAGGCAUACUUUGUACAUCUGGUUGGUUUCUUUGAAGACAAGUUGGUGCACACCAGCUGUAUAUAAUGACCACUUGUUUUCCUCAUCAAAGCCACAGGGCAUGAAAAGUGGCAUUUAUGGAAUGGUGCUUCUGGUGCCUACUCUUUUCUUAACAACUGCAAGAAAAUGCCAAUCAGAGCUCUUAAAUAGGCACUGAGAAGUUAAAUCACAACCAAUGAGGAUGCUCAUGAGUAAAAACAGCAGCUUACACGUGUAAUCACCACAGCGGGUACAGUACUGAUUACUUGCAUGACAGAACUUGAAAACACUGAUCCAAGGAGUGGCCCAUGACUACUAUUACUACUUUUAGCACUGGGAAGAGGGGCCUGGAGUAGCAGUAUAGAUGCACUUUGGCCCAAAUCAAGAAUUAUUAGCGUCUUGGAACCAUUAAUGUAACUAAUAAACCUCUCUUGGUAGGGCUAAAUACUGUUUUGUACUGAAGCCACUUUCAAAUCUACCAAGAAGAGAUUCCUAGAGUAGGAUUGGGUAUUUGAUCUGUGAAAUAAAGUUUGGUCAUUUGACUGAUAAAAAAUUGUAAAAAAAAUUUUUUUUAAUAAUUUUUAAAAAUGCCAGUAGAACCAAAUAAUACACAGAAAAAACAAAUUUUCCAUUAAUGUGUCAAAAAACAAAAAAAAUAUUUCUGUCAAGAAAACUACAAAUCUUAUUUUUUAUUUUUAAUUGCUGUAAUCUCUGAUUAGUCAAAAAUAUUUUUAUCAGUCAGUUGACCAGCUUGCCAACCCUACCUUGGAGCACUUGCCUAGCAUAUAAAUAACCCAGAUUCAGACACUUAUUUUUUCUAGUAAAAUCCUCUAAUCACUUAAGUUAUAGGCUAUGGGAAGUCAUUCUCUACUCCACCAGCUGGAGUUGUGUCACUUCUCCUAAAAACACUAAUGAUUCAUGGAGCUAGAGCAGGGGGCCAUGAAUCUCAGACCUAGUGGUUAGGAUACCUACCUGGCAGGGCAAGGCAUCCAUAGGGACACAGGACUCUCCCAUUGCCAGCAUAAAAUGGGUAUGACCCUAGCAUGGUUUGUGCAAGGAAGGGCUUGCCUUAGAGGGCUUGGAGCUCUGAAUCUUAAAUGGAGAGGGUCAGUAGAGAGCAGACACCUAAAAAAUAAAAAACCUGCCCCAGUCAGAGGCUUCAGUCAAAUCUGUGUUGGUAUUUCCUAAUAACUAUGUGAGGCAUGCCCCCGCUCAUUGUAAUGUUUCUGGUUCUAAGUGGUUACUCCUCCCCAUGCAUUGCAUAGUAAUCCUAGACAACUAACUCAGGGCUGCCAAUUAUAUAUAUGGGCCUAGGACCUGAGGGUGAAGUUGCACAUUAUGCUUAGCCCGUACUAAAUCCCUAGGACGUUAAAUGUUAGAACAUGCUAGGAGCAGUCGCACAUUAAAAGUUCAUACUGUUUCUUGCCUGCACGGCUCUGAUUUACUAUUAGAGGGCUGGUAAGUAUGGCCUAAGUGUAAUAUGUAACUUCACCCUAGGUUCUUUUGUGGAUCUGGGCCUUGGAUACUCAUGGCAAGCUUCCAUUCUGAAAUGUAGAAGCCCCUGCAUCUAGCAUUUAGGUGAAUUGGCUCAGCCAAGAAUAGAGAUUUCCUCCUGUGCACCUCUACUCUACUUUGUUCUCCAUAGUCAAGACUCAGUUGACUGACUUUCAAAGGCAUUUCCAUUUAUCUAAGUAUAUCUCUGGAAAACAAAAAAAAGAAAAAAAAAACAAACAGGCUUUUUUCAGCCUGGUUACUUUUAAUCUCAGGGCACUUUUUGACACUGGGGGAAGACUAGUUGUAUUCAUAGAAUUCAGGAUAGACUUUAACUAUCUGACAACUGAGAUGAUGAUGCAUUUGAACACAAUUUUUUUCUGAAAAUAUCUAUUUUUGGAAGCUCAAGUUGGCUGUCCAACUACUAUAUAGUAGCCAGUUGGAGAAAUAGGAAUGUGUACACACAGACUGAAUUUCAAUCAACUUUUUGUCACAGGUUUUAAGACAAGGGAAAGAAGUUCGAUUUUUAAUCUGAACAUUUGGGGUAACAUGACUGUUAAAAAUAUUUUGGUGCCAUACUAUUUUUGUGUUACAUAAUAAAGUCUUGGAACUAUGCACUAUUAUUUUAAUAUGGAGAUAAGAUGUUGAAGUAAAUACACUUCAUCAAUUUUUCUAAGAAGAAAUGAGCAAUAGUAUGCAGUGUGGUACUGUGUUUGUGUUGUGGGGGAGGGAAUAAAAUGGUAUGUUACAAAUUUACGCACAGGUAAACCAGGGCAGCAUUUUAGAGUCUUAUUCUCUCCAUUACAUUUUUAAUAAAUACUAAUUAUAACCAAA